AUAGCAACAACAUCAUUACAAAUGUUUCACUUUUUUUAUAAUCUUCUGCAGUCUUUUAAUUAGCAACGAAUCGCUUUCCUAACGCAAUGUUUCAAUCAUUGCAGUUAACGAUUUUUACCAUUAUACUCCUGGGAGUAGUAUUAUUGGUAAGUGCACAAAAUGAUGGUCGCUACAAACCACCACCUACAAAACCAAGAAACGUUAAUGAAGGUCGUUAUCGUCCAGCCGGUGAUGGCAAAUAUCGACCCAGUAAUGACGGACGUUAUCGUGGAGGUAAUGAUGGCAAAUACGUGCACGUAGAUGUAAAAUAUGUACAUGAUGCCCGAGAUGGUGGACAAUAUUCUGGCGAUAGCUCUAAAUAUCAACCUGAUAAAAAUCGCGGUGGCCCAGGUGGUGGAGCAGGAAGUGGUGCUGGAAGUAAUGCCAAUUCUCUUCAAGGUCAGGGAGCAGGAAAUCUAGGUGGUGGUAAUUCUAAUGGAGCAAAAUCAGGUUCAGGUGGCUCCAAUGCUGGAAAGUCUGGAUCAGGUAACUCUAAUGCUGGAAAAUCAGGCUUAGGUAAUGCUCUAAAUGCUGCAGCUUUAGCUAAACCCUCAGCGAAGGGCAAAGGCACAGGAGAAGGUGGUAAUGGUUGGGCCAUAAUACGCUUAGAGGAUAAAGUAGAACAAGAUGGUUAUCAUUAUCUCUACGAAACUGAAAACGGAAUAUUAGCUGAAGAAGCUGGUAAAGUAGAAAAACUACAAACCGAUGAUGGUCUCCGCUCAAAAGGUUUUUACGAAUACACCGGCGAUGAUGGUCUUCUAUAUCGUGUAGAUUAUGUUGCCGAUGACAAUGGUUUUGUACCUCAAGGUGAACAUAUUCCAACAGCACCACCAUAUGUGGCUAAACUAUUGGCCUAUUUGGAGGCCAAUGCUAACAAAAAACGAAAAUAAAUUUGUAUUUAAUGUUUAAUAUUUUAAGAAAAUGAAGUAUUUAAUAUUUGUACAAUUCACAAAUGCAGUCAUACGACAUUGAUUGCAAAUUGGACAAAUUCUUUUAAAUUAAGAAUCUUUUUCUUCUAUUAUGUGGAUUUUUUAAUAAAGUGUAUACGGAGAUAUAUAAAAAACGAAAUGUUUCAAAUG
Lucilia cuprina (Australian sheep blowfly) is the source of this 1118-nucleotide messenger RNA. RefSeq names its product larval cuticle protein LCP-30 (gene Cpr49Ab). Gene Ontology annotation, cellular component: chitin-based extracellular matrix. Gene Ontology annotation, molecular function: structural constituent of chitin-based larval cuticle. Bases 87 to 929 code for a protein of 280 amino acids. NCBI's taxonomy places the organism in Eukaryota, Metazoa, Arthropoda, Insecta, Diptera, Calliphoridae. The transcript has 3 exons. The record is from RefSeq and is a predicted model, not a curated record.